Molecule: messenger RNA, 1641 nt
Organism: Naegleria lovaniensis
Lineage: Eukaryota; Heterolobosea; Eutetramitea; Acrasida; Naegleriidae
Exons: 2
Coding region: 1-1641 (546 amino acids)
Biological process (GO): receptor recycling; retrograde transport, endosome to Golgi; endosome organization
Cellular component (GO): early endosome; recycling endosome; trans-Golgi network
Source: RefSeq, a predicted model, not a curated record
AUGUCAAACACUUCACAGCGUUCAGUCAGCAACUUCCGCAUGCCUGCUCAGCUCGCUCUGAAGCAAGGACAAAAAAUCGGUUCUCUCAACAAACUCGGAGAGAAGGUCAAGAAUUGGAAAACUCGAAUUUUCGUUCUCUUGAAAACCAAUCUUCUCUAUUAUAAAACUGCCGAAGACAAACACUAUACGGGUGUCAUUAAUAUUUUAAAUUGUCCAAUAUUACGAUGUGAUCCGAGUGAAACACCUGGAAAUAUGAAACAUUGUUUAAAGAUACAGACCAAAACAAGAACAUAUUAUUUGAGUGCAAGUUCGGAACAAGAUGCGAAUGAAUGGCUCAUUGCACUCAUCGAACAAUCCGGAUAUAAAAUCAUUGUCAAGCAGGCACAAGAUCCCACUCCUCUCGAACCUUCUCAUCGUUCCUGUCAAAUCUUUGGUUCCAUUCAAAAAGCCAUCGAUGCAGCACGUGGUGGAGAAAAAAUUUUAAUUUAUCCUGGAAUUUAUCGUGAAAAUUUAUGGAUUGAAAAACCCAUUCAAUUGUGUGGAUACAUGUCUGAAUUGGAACGAAAACAACGAAGUGAGGCAAUCAAACAAAUUAUUUCUCAGACUCAACAACAAGAUGAAUCCGUUCAACAUGCAUCGAAUGAAGGUGGCGCCUAUGAAAAAGUAGCUCCUAUUCAAAAUGUGAAAAAAUCAAUGACCAUUGAAAUGAUGAAUCAUUCAUCAAUGAAUGCAUCACAAACUAUCAUGAAUGAUCCAUCAAGAAUGAGUGAAAGUGAAUUGAAAAAGACUGCUUCUUCUCGACGUGCCAAAAAUACCAAUGCCGCUGCUGAUCAAGAAAUGAAAAAACGAAUCGAAGAAGAACGUGUGAAAACACGAGCUAUUGGAUCGACCAAUACCAUUAUUAUAGAAAAUGCUGAUGAUUCUGAGAGUGUUAUUGUCUAUAAGGCCAAUGGAGGAGUCAUUUCAAAUGUGACCUUACGUAGUCGUCUCUCCAACCCGUCACAAUAUUCCAUCGAAGAAGAAAAACCUCUUUCGAGUUGUUUAGAAAUGGACAAUGGAGGUUUAACCUUAAAAGGAGUAACCAUAUCCUCUGCAGAAUGUGGCUCAGGAAUAUUAGCAACCAAUAAGAGUAUUCUCAUUCUCAUGGAAUGUAUCAUUUCACAAUGUCGAGACAUGGGUGUUUGGUUAAUGGAUCGAACACAAUGUACCAUUUCUCGAUCGAGAAUUGUGAGUUGUAAAGUCGAUGCCAUUCGAGUGAGUGGUGAAAGUACUCUUCACAAAUUAUCACAUACGGACAUGUUAGGUUCUGGAUUGAAUGGAUUGUGUGUUUGUGAUCGAGCUCUGUGUAGUUCCAUGCAUUCAUGUCAAAUUUCACAGAGUGUGGCAAAUAAUAUUUGUGUACAAAAUGAAGCGAGAAUUCGUCGAGUGGUUGGAUGUACUCUUACCAAUAGUUCUGAAUUUGGAAUUUUAUUUUCAAACAUACCAACACGAGGACUCUCUGAGGAAGAUAUCAUUUGUAAGCUCACGAAUAAUAAGAUUGAAAAUAAUGUAUUGGGAGAUGUGUAUAUUGAACAUUUGGAUUAUAUGGGAAGAUUUGUGAAAAAGUAUGUGAGAAGAAAGAAGAAGGAAGUGGUCAAGUAG